AUGGAUUAUGAAGAUAUUGGUAAAAGCAUGGCGACUGAUAUACACUUAGGUUACGUUGAGGGUGGAAUAAGCGAUGACUACAUCGGCAGUGGAGAGGCCCCGUACAUCAUUGAACAACCUUUAGAUGUCACCGUGGCUCGACAUCAGCCUGCAACUCUCAACUGCCGUGCAGGUGGCUCUCCGACUCCCACUAUUCGGUGGUACAAGGCGGGGCUGUUGGUGGUAUCCGAUACGCACAGAAGUCUGUUGCCAGCAGGCGGAUUGUUCUUCUUGAGAGCAACUCAUGGAAGAGCUCAUUCAGAUGCCGGAGUUUACUGGUGUGAAGCCACAAACCCUUUCGGUACUGCUAGAAGUAGGAAUGCAACACUACAUGUAGCCGUCCUACGUGAAGAAUUCAGAUUAGAACCGGUAUCUACACAAACAGCACAGGGAGAAACUGUAAUACUCGAAUGCUUGCCUCCAAAAGGUUUACCAGAACCAUCUGUGUUCUGGAAGAAGAACGGACAAAUACUUCAUUUUGAUGGAGAUUCUAGAAUGCACCUGGUAGACGGAGGCAGUCUUGUUAUCCAAGACGCGAGGCAAACCGAUGCGGGCCGAUACCAAUGCAUUGCAAGGAAUGCGGCGGGUACCAGGGAAUCUGCAGUGGCCACGCUCAAAAUACACAUUAAGCCUUACUUAAUCACGGGCCCCGAGGACGUCGUGGCACAGACUGGCGGUAGCGUGACGUUCCAGUGUCGAGUGGGGGGAGAUCCCCUCCCAGAUGUAUUGUGGAGGAGGACAGCUGGAGGUGGAAAUAUGCCUCUUGGUCGAGUUAAGGUUCUUGAUGAUAGGAGUUUACGAUUAGACCAUGUUAUUUUGGGAGACGAAGGAGAGUACACAUGCGAAGCUGAUAACUCAGUUGGCGCUGUUAGUGCAAGUGGUUAUCUAACAGUAUAUGAUCCACCGUCAAUUAUGUUAAAACCUAAUGUAGUGAUCGUAGAGAGUGGCUCAACAGUAUCAUUCACAUGCACGGCUUCUGGGAGACCUGAACCGACAAUGUUUUGGAGCUUAGAAGGGAAUAGAACUAUUAUUUUUCCUGGUACAACGAAGGAUAAAUAUUACGCGUCGCCAGUUCUCGAUGGAGUUACUAUUCUAACAAUCAACGUUACAAAUAAAAAUGAUAGUGGUAAUACUAUAGUUUGUUCGGCGGUCAACUUCGCUGGCAGUUCGUUUGUUAGAGGGAAACUAAGCGUGACGUCAGACGAUGACCGUCCGCCGCCAAUCAUAACAAACGGACCCUCUAACCAAACGUUACCUAUAAAAUCGAUGGCCGUUUUCCCUUGUACAGCAAUCGGUACACCUGAACCAAUCAUCGCUUGGUAUUUUGAAGGGGAAGCAUUAAUACAAAAUCAUAGAAGGAAUGUAUCUAAUGACGGUACCCUAAUAUUAAAAGAUUUAGAUAAAAGCGACAGUGGCACUUAUACUUGUGUCGCUUCAUCUCCACACGGCAAAUAUGUAUGGAGUGGGAGUUUAUUAGUAGAUAGCCCUAUAAAUCCAAAUAUACAUUUUUUUCGAGCCGCGGAUGUAUCAGCUUUGCCAGGACCACCAACAAAGCCUCAAAUAUAUAACGCAACUGAAACAACUGUAACAUUAACGUGGAACCAAAAUAACAAAAUUGGAUCGUCUUCCAUACUUGGAUAUCAAAUAGAAGUGUUUUCCCGAGAGACCCUUACUGGGAACAACACACCGAGAAAUUCUAGAGGAUGGGUUGUGCUGGCAAAAAAGAUUCAUGCAACACAAUAUGUGGUGAAAUCACUUAUUCCGGGAAUCACUUACAUGUUUAUUGUGAGGGCUGAAAAUUCUCACGGCUUAUCAGGACCUAGUCCGACAUCUGAUUCUGUUACAGUCGGCGAAGAUACUAACGCUUUGUGGGAAUCGGGUGUGUUCUCUAAUAAUACUGAAUUCAGAAAUAAUAUUUUGACUGACAACAUUGUCGAAUUGAUAGAAGCAACUCCAAUUGAUUCUAAAACAAUAAAACUAAUGUGGGAAAUUCUGAAUUUCUAUUAUUUGGAAGGGUUAUUCAUAUAUUACAGGCCGUUAGACAAUACGACGGUUGAAUAUGAGAUGAAAACUAUUUUACAUUCCAAUGAUGUCUCCGGAUAUGAAAUAACUUUUUUGAGAAAAUAUACGAAAUACGAAUUUUUCCUUAUUCCCUUUUAUAAAAAAUUUGAAGGAAAGCCAUCUAAUUCAAGAGUGGCUCAAACUUUAGAUGAUGUGCCCGAUGGUCCACCGAUGAAUAUAGAGAUGUAUAUUCUGAAUACGACGACAGUUCAUUUGAAAUGGUCCCCUCCGGAAUUGCAUUUACAAAACGGUAUAAUUACUGGCUACAAUGUUGUGGUGAACUGGUUGGACAUCCCUGCAAACAAAUCGAUGGUGGCUAUAAACACGACUGUACAGCAAGCUACUAGUCUUAUUAUGACAAAUUUGACAUCCGGUGUAAGCUAUUCCGUGCAAAUAGCCGCUGAGACGAUAGUCGGAUUAGGUCCAUUUAGUCAAAAAGUCUAUCUCAACAUUGAUUCACGAUCUGUCGGAUUGGAUCCUUUGUCGAGAUAUCCAAUAAAUGGGGAAGUGUCUAUAGUGGCUGGGGACUUUGUAAUGGAAACAUGGUUUUACUUUUUGAUAGGAGCUAUCAUUCUGUUCAAAAUAAUUGUGAUUGGCGGCAUUAUUUACGUAAGGAGGAAUAACAUAUUUACCAAAAAGACUGCUUUACCAAACAUUUACGAUUCUAAUGGAACGAGUUUAGUCACGCAAAUGAACAUUAAGGCUGCUGUGUCGCUGUCACAUCCACUGAGCAGCUGUUACAACAAGAACACUGUGACUAAAACUGAGUCAUUGUUAUGGAUGGAGAAUCAACCUGGAUUAUGUAUGUCCGGUAAUCAAACAACGCAAGGGAAGGAGAAGGCUAAUUCCGAGUACGACAAGGUCACCCCACAAUUACCUGAAUACGCAGAAGUAACAUCUUCAAGAGUUAAUGGAAAUGAAUGGAAUACAAGUAAAACAGCAAAUUCACCCGCUGCGUAUGCGUCUGUUACUUUAGUUGCUAACACGAGACAAUGUGUUAGUUCUUUGGGCUGGUUUCCCCCUGGUGGAAAGAACGUUGAUAAUUUCGACAACCGGUAUGCACCUGAUGAGGAGCUUUACCCAGCGAGCAAUGGAGGCUAUUACAAUAGGAACGUAUAUAGCGAAAAAUAUUUUCAAGGGCAUCCCAACGUGCUAAAGUUCUAUGACUUGCCUUCUUUAGAAAAAUCACAGAAAGCUCAGUUGAGAUAUAAUCCGAGCUUAGAUGACAGAAAAGGCGACGCAACAAAGACUGAAGCAGCACAAUCACUGAUUGGCCGCACAUACGGUGUGAGCUCCAGAAAAAACUCUGAAUCCGAGACGACCUACAGAGCUUUCGCGGAAGAUGAAUCAGAUGAUGAGAACUAUACUGAAGAUGGUGGUUAUGAUGAAUUACAUGCGAUGCAGUCGCAGCGAAAAAGGUCUCAGCAUCAAUAUGAGAGACCCAAUUUUGACAACGAUAAUGCAAGGACAUUGGCAAGGCUGACGUCGUUCAGACGUGGCCAGAAUUCCAAUGGAGCUUCUCAAACGUCUCUUGCGCCAACGCAUGCACCUCCAGUACCAAAUUCCCGAGUUGACUCAGUGACACGGUAG
Diatraea saccharalis (sugarcane borer) is the source of this 3690-nucleotide messenger RNA. The record is from the annotation of a GenBank genome assembly. Lineage: Eukaryota; Metazoa; Arthropoda; Insecta; Lepidoptera; Crambidae.